GGAGACCAGACGCGGCUCCGGAUCACGAAGAGCGUCAGUGCGCAUGCGCCGUCUGCACCGUUUACUGUAUAUUCACAGUGGGGGGAAUAGGGGCAGACGACAAAACCAAGCCCUUUUUUUAAACGGCGAAGUGGAAUCUAACAUGUAAAUAACAUCCAGGAGUCAAGGGGGAAUAUCAACAGGUGUGAUGAGACAAAGGAACAAAGGAUGCCUUAGAAGAGAGGCAGAGAGCAAGGCUGGAAUCUGCUUCAAAGCACACCGAAUGGAUCUAUCUCUUCUCCUUGCAUCCAGAUCAUGAUACUUGGCUUAAAGCUUUAAUCAUCUUUAUGAUCCCUCCUCCAUCUAUGGCGAACUAUAGCCAUGCAGGGGACCACAACAUCUUGCAGAAUGUCUCUCCCCUCGCCACAUUCCUCAAACUAACCUCCCUGGGCUUUAUCAUCGGUGUCGGUGUUGUGGGAAACCUCCUGAUCUCCAUCCUGCUGGUCAAAGACAAGAGCCUGCACCGUGCACCCUACUACUUCUUGUUGGACCUGUGCGCCUCAGACAUCCUGCGCUCAGCCAUCUGCUUCCCCUUUGUAUUCACCUCGGUGAAGAACGGUUCGGCGUGGACAUACGGCACCCUCACGUGCAAAGUCAUCGCGUUCCUGGGUGUGCUUUCUUGCUUCCACACAGCCUUCAUGCUGUUCUGUGUCAGUGUGACACGCUACCUUGCUAUCGCACACCACCGCUUCUAUACCAAGCGGCUGACCCUGUGGACGUGCUUGGCUGUGGUGUGCAUGGUGUGGACACUGUCAGUGGCCAUGGCCUUUCCGCCUGUGUUGGACGUGGGCACAUACUCGUUCAUCCGCGAGGAGGACCAGUGCACGUUUCAGCACCGAUCGUUUCGUGCUAAUGACUCGCUGGGCUUUAUGCUGCUGCUUGCCCUGAUCCUCCUGGCCACCCAGCUUGUCUACCUCAAGCUCAUAUUCUUUGUUCACGACCGGCGCAAGAUGAAACCGGUCCAGUUCGUGCCUGCUGUCAGCCAAAACUGGACCUUCCACGGGCCAGGGGCCAGUGGACAAGCAGCGGCUAACUGGCUGGCUGGUUUCGGACGAGGCCCGACGCCUCCAACCUUGCUGGGCAUCCGGCAGAACGGCAAUGCGGCAGGCCGGCGGCGCCUCCUGGUGUUGGAUGAGUUUAAAACUGAGAAGAGGAUAAGCAGAAUGUUCUACGUCAUGACUUUCUUCUUCCUUAGCCUGUGGGGUCCAUACCUAGUGGCAUGCUACUGGAGAGUGUUCGCCCGUGGCCCUGCCGUGCCAGGAGGCUAUCUCACAGCAGCUGUAUGGAUGAGCUUCGCUCAGGCUGCCGUCAAUCCCUUCAUCUGCAUCUUCUCCAACCGUGAGCUCAGACGUUGCUUCAGUACCACACUCCUUUACUGCAGAAAAUCCAGGUUACCCAGGGAACCCUACUGUGUUAUAUGAAGGCUACAUUUUUUUUUUGGGUCUUGGGUAAUUUUUUUGGCUCCCCCUUGGUGGUCAGGGGUACAUCCUUGUUGUAUAGCUCUCAUUUUCUUCAUCUUCUUCAGUAUAACCCCUGUACACAGCCCUGCCCUCACCCUGUAGGCCUGGUGUCAAACUGUCAAUCAAACACACCUCUCAAAGUGAAUCAGUGGCGGAUGUGAAGCUUGAAGGGAAUAAAAUAAUCAGGGAGUGGAGGAACCCCUCCUGUGUUUAUGUUCUAGUAAACAACUGCUGUGGGAAUGCCGUUUUAAAGCAGAUAAGCAAAAAAAAGAAGAGAAAAAAACAACAAAUGGAAAUAAAAGAAAGAAAGAAAAAGGGAAACAUGGAAUCAACAUGUGAUGUUUUUUUAAAUAAUGGACUCAUUUAUUCGCUUUGGAUAAGUUGAAGACUCACGUUGUAUAUGACAGAAUCACUGGAAUGGUUUUGCGUCUAAAAGUUGCACUAAGCUAAAAAAAAAUGAUAACGAUGCUUUUUUCCUGAUUUGCAUUGCAAGGAUGUCUAAUUUUUCCCCCCAAACUGACAUACGAAUGCUUUCUUUUGCAACAGACUACUAAUUUACUGUAAGUAAACAAAACAUGUAAGGUGACAAACUCUAUUGGAAUACACCUUCACAGGAGGAUUAAAUUGGUUUAAAUGUAAGUGAUAUCUUUUUUCAGUUUUUCGGGGACGGAUGGGGAGGGUUCUGGGACUAAAGGGUUACUGAUGUGUGGUUUUCCAAUUACAACUUUAAAUUAUUUCCUGUAGUUUUAUGAUCCAUGCAGUACGUCCUUGUCUGGCAGUAUUCUUUUUCUUAUCUCGGUUUCUAACGGUCGUGAAAUAUUUGGGUUUUAAAAGUUGCUUUUGAGAACCUUGUGCUAAAAUGAACGUGGAGAACCAGUUCAAUGUGUCAUGUCCAUGUUACCCAGCCACUGACAUUGUUCGAGUAUUGCUGAUACCACUCCAGAUGUUCUUGCCUUAAUGGUUCUGAUAUUUGUUAUUUUGGGUCCGAUUUUCAAACGUGCUCCUCUGAAAUGCCUCCAACAAGGAGCAUUUUAUCACUGAAGUAAAGUGCAUGUCCAUUUUAAAAGCAUAUCCACUUUCAUAAGCAUCGACACUGGAAAUGCACCAGAUGCCCCAUUUCUCCUCCUGAAGCAGUUUUGCUGUACACCUACACUCCACUGAGUGCGCAGAGUGCAGGAAGCAGAGAAGCGCUUGCGUGUGUGUUUGUGUGUAAGCUGGACAGCUGUCACGUCAAGACCAGAGCCUUAGUAUAAAAUCUUGCACAAUUUGUAAAAAAUGUAAUGGAAAACAACAACAACAACAAAAAAAAAACAACAACA
This is a messenger RNA of Tachysurus fulvidraco (yellow catfish), 2818 nucleotides long. RefSeq names its product G protein-coupled receptor 85 (gene gpr85). The record is from RefSeq and is a predicted model, not a curated record. The transcript has 2 exons. Gene Ontology annotation, cellular component: plasma membrane. Gene Ontology annotation, molecular function: G protein-coupled receptor activity. Gene Ontology annotation, biological process: G protein-coupled receptor signaling pathway. Lineage: Eukaryota; Metazoa; Chordata; Actinopteri; Siluriformes; Bagridae. The coding region runs from base 327 to 1460 and encodes 377 amino acids.